Molecule: messenger RNA, 1297 nt
Organism: Cydia strobilella
Lineage: Eukaryota; Metazoa; Arthropoda; Insecta; Lepidoptera; Tortricidae
Product: zinc finger protein GLI1-like
Exons: 4
Coding region: 67-1260 (397 amino acids)
Biological process (GO): regulation of transcription by RNA polymerase II
Cellular component (GO): nucleus
Molecular function (GO): RNA polymerase II cis-regulatory region sequence-specific DNA binding; DNA-binding transcription factor activity, RNA polymerase II-specific
Source: RefSeq, a predicted model, not a curated record
AUCAUUGUGUCGGUGUAUGCCGAACGGUGACCACGUUCUAAUAUCGAAGCGAAAGUGAUCCAUAUAAUGUUAGUUUUUCCGCAAUGGAGACCGGAUGUGGCCGGGGAGGGGUGCAGGGUGCAACGGUGGAUGCCCGCGGACCGUUUCGCGCCCUACAUUGCUAGACCAGUGAUGUUACCUGCAGUACAAACACAGAUUGACGAGGAGUCGUCGUCAGGAGGGUCGUCGCCAGAGCGCGAGCCACUCGAGGUUGCGUGCGGCUGGCGCGGCUGCGGCGCGCACUUCGGCAGCGUCGCGCGGCUGUCCGCGCACGUCGCGCGCGCACACGCACUUGCUCACAGGGAUGGCCUCUUUUAUUGCGGUUGGCGCGACUGCACCAGGCCUCAGAGAGGAUUUAAUGCACGGUACAAGAUGCUCGUGCACAUAAGGACGCACACGAACGAGCGACCGCACACGUGCAACCAGUGCAGCAAGAGUUUCUCCAGGGCAGAGAACCUUAAGAUCCAUCUAAGAUCACACUCGGGUGAAAAGCCCUACGUCUGCCCUUAUGAGGGUUGCGGCAAGGCAUACUCAAACUCAAGCGACCGCUUCAAACACACGCGUACCCACACGGUAGACAAGCCAUACUGCUGCAAGGUUCCCGGCUGCAACAAGAGAUACACGGACCCCUCCAGCCUCAGGAAACACGUCAAAACCUACAAACACUUCACGUCCAAACACACGCCAGAAACGCACAGCCCCGAGGCCGAGGCCAGCUCGCCGGCAAAGGAAAACAGCUUCUCUUACAACAACAUACAGUCCACAUCACCAAUGCGUAUCCAGUACUCUCCACCAAGAAAUACCUCACCUACGAUACCACCUUACAAUCCUAUACUACCCAUGAGCGAUACGAUACCGACCGCGCCGUACCCGCCCAUUUUGGAGCCAGUCUACACAAGACCACUGGAAACUAUGUACCCGUUGAGAUUGCCUAUUAACGAAAUGUCGUAUUUAGAGUACACGCAGAUGUAUGAGCACGCCUACAGAAGCUAUUACUGCAACGGCGCCAGCUGUCCAGUACUAAGACCUGCAAUCGGGGAAAAAAUAUACACGUACGAGGAACCCCGAAUCGAAGCUUUUCCAGAAGUCAUGGAGCUUGCGGAAGUGAAGCCAGUGUCGGAUAUGCCGUUAAACUUAAAAUGCACCAAACGGGAGAGCAACCCCUUUGACAAAAAAGCCCCUCGCCUAGACUUGCCGUUAGAUUUAAGCAACAAAAGAUAGUAUUGGCAGUAUUAAAUAAAUUAUUUUUAUAUAGUAA